This is a messenger RNA of Cydia fagiglandana, 1813 nucleotides long. RefSeq names its product FERM domain-containing protein 5 (gene Frmd5). The transcript has 12 exons. Gene Ontology annotation, cellular component: cytoskeleton. Gene Ontology annotation, molecular function: cytoskeletal protein binding. Lineage: Eukaryota; Metazoa; Arthropoda; Insecta; Lepidoptera; Tortricidae. The coding region runs from base 185 to 1774 and encodes 529 amino acids. The record is from RefSeq and is a predicted model, not a curated record.
CUUCCCCUCCCCACACCUCAUUCAUACAAAAAAUUCUAAUGCGAAAAUUGUGAAACAAAUGAAAAUUAUCACUAAUUUAUAAAUGGAACCAAAACAAAGUUAAUGCAGUGGAUUUAAUUAAAAAUGUUAAAUUAGUAAAUGUUAGUUUGUAUCAUAAAAACACGUGUAAAAAGCACAAAACGACAUGUUCAAAAGUCGAGGCGAUAUUGUUUAUAAAUGUACAGUGCGACUUUUAGAGGAUACAGAGAUAUUAGAAUGUGAAUUCCACCCGAGUUACAAGGGCAAGUAUUUGCUUGAGCAUGUGUGCCAACAGUUAAACCUCACGGAGACUGAUUAUUUCGGGCUGCGAUAUGUGGACGCCGGCGGUCAGAGGCAUUGGCUGCAUAUGGCGAAGUUAAUAUUGAAACAAGUCAAAGAUGCAUCGCCGAUACUGUUCAGUUUCCGAGUGAAGUUUUACCCGCCCAACCCGCUGCUGCUCAAGGAAGACGUCACGCGGUUCCAGAUCUACCUGCAGCUGAAGAGGGACCUGCUGCAUGGGAGGCUUUAUUGCACGUCAAAUGAGGCAGCUAUGCUUGGAGCCCUGAUUAUUCAAAUUGAGCUUGGCGACUAUGACCCGAACAUCCAUGUGGGUAACUACGUCACAGAAAUGAGACUGCUGCUCAGACAAACAGACGCUAUUGAGGCUAGGAUACAAGAGUUACAUAGGGAGCCAGUGGAGGGGACUCCGGGGGGCAGCGGCGGCGUGAAGGGCAUGUCCACGCAGGAGGCCGAGCGCACUUUCCUCAAAAUAGCGUGCCAACUUGACACUUAUGGCGUCGAUCCUCACCCUGUUAAGGAUCACAGAAGCAACCAGCUAUACCUGGGCAUCAACCACAGCGGCAUCCUCACGUUCCAGGGCAGUAGAAAGACGCACCAUUUUAAGUGGAACGAAGUGCACAAGAUCAACUUUGAGGGCAGAAUGUUUAUUGUACACCUCAACUAUCCUGAGAAAAAGCACACGGUGGGCUUCAAGUGUCCGAACGGCCCGGCGUGCCGCCACGUGUGGUGCUGCGCCAUCGAGCAGAUGCUCUUCUUUACAUUGGCAUCAUCAUCAGACGCAUGCGUGUACUCCGGUGGAGGUCUGUUCUCAUGGGGCACCAAAUUCAAAUACGUGGGACGCACAGAGCGGGAGAUACUCGAACGAGAUGGAUUGCUAGCACCAAGGGAUUCGCAGGAGGAGGGCGGCGGCAAGCGGAAAGCGUCAAGCGUCCCGGCGACGCCUUCCACACCAAUGACUGGCGACUUCGGGUACAGCAGCCUGCCCCGGUCCACGCACAGCGCCCCCCUGGAGGAGGUGGGGGCGCUGGCGGGGGCGGGGGGCGCGGGGCUGUGCAACGGCGCCUGCCUGCUGGCCGGGCCCGCCGUCGACAUCGCGCUCGCGCCGCAGGACCUCCGCCCACACGACAAACCCGUCCCGUGCGCCGGCGAGUACAUCCUGCGCGACUCGUGCCCCUCGUCCUCCGAGUCGGGCGGCACCGGCGCCCCGCCGCCCGACGACUGGCGUCCCCCUCCCGCCCUGCAGCCGCCGCCUCGCCCCUUCUCGCUCCUGCGCACCUUCAUACCCUCCUUCCUCUUCGUAUGGCUCUCUCUCGCUCUAAUCGCCUUGCUCGUCUUCGAGACGGAUUGGGCGGUAUUCAGGCCGUUGAAAAGGAAACCCGAGUUGGUGUCGCUCAGGCAUCAUUAUUACGCGCCGUUGAAGGAGUAUUUGAAGAGAAAGGUGUUGGAGUUCUUCUGAUUUUAUCGAGGUAGGAGGUUGAAUUUGCGCGUGGUGGGA